Messenger RNA from Colletotrichum lupini, 1617 nucleotides. Its product is annotated as tRNA-guanine transglycosylase. The record is from RefSeq and is a predicted model, not a curated record. NCBI's taxonomy places the organism in Eukaryota, Fungi, Ascomycota, Sordariomycetes, Glomerellales, Glomerellaceae. The annotation marks the transcript as partial. Gene Ontology annotation, molecular function: tRNA-guanosine(34) queuine transglycosylase activity. The transcript is spliced from 3 exons.
AACCCCUGCAGCGUCUCCCCCAUCGGGACCCCGCCGCAAUCACUUGGCCCGGGGGCCGGGGCACCUGCUUCCCGCCAGAUCCACCGUCCCACAGAUUCCGAGAGGGAAGGAGGGCAAGCCAGGGAUCAAGCCACAAUCAGACGCUGGAAGGGUCGCCGAUGUGUCAAGAUGAGUGAUGCGGAAAAAGUCGACGGGGCAGAAGGCAUGAUUUUCGAAAUUCUAAAAAAGACCUUGGAUGGCACAACUGCAGCUCGUCUCGGGAAACUGAGCGUUCCUAAGCGGAAACCCAUCGAUACACCAAAUUACUAUGCCGUCGCUUCGAGGGGUGUACUUCCUCAUGUCACCCCAGAUAACUUGAAGAAACAUGCGCCCUUCAGUGGAGCGUAUAUGGCGCUCGAGGACUUCAUUGAGAAGAAGAACCCUUCAGCGCUUUCAAUACCCUCGCCAGAAAAGAAGCCACUCCAUACCUUUUCUUGCCUGCCCGAAAGCAUAGCUACGGUUCUUGCUGCCAGGAGAAACCCAGCGGUUAAGACUCCCGUGGGCAAUGGCGCAAAGUUCGUGGCCAUCUUCACCUCGACCGGCUUCAGGAACCUCUCCACCGACGAGUACUGUGCGGCUGUCGAGACGCUGAAGCCUGAUAUCGCCAUCGGCCCCGCUGAUUUGUUUCACACGAGCACGAUGCCGGCCUCAAAGAAGCUUGUUCGCAUGGCUGAGCGGACCGAGGAAUGGACCGAUGUGUUUUUGACGGCCAAGAGGCGCGAACUUUUCAAGGCGUCUGGGGUCUCGGUGUUUGCGCCUGUUCUUGCGGUGCCGUACACCGUGCAGUGGGAGUAUCUUCGCCACCUAGCAGAUGAGGUCGUCGACUCGCUUUCGGGACUUGCUCUCUACGAUGUUGAUAUCUUGCCCGAUAUUGAGGACCACCACAAAUCCCUGGAUUCUCUUCCUCGUCUGUCAUUGCACAUUCCCGAGACACCACAAGCUGUUCUCCGACAGAUUUCCCUAGGAGUCGAUAUUUGCACGAUACCAUUCAUCAACGCCAUCUCCGACGCAGGUGUAGCGCUGUCCUUCACUUUCCCUCCACCUGAAAAUCAAGGCAAUGCUACCAAGCCUCUCGGCGACGACAUGUGGGCUCCCGAAAACGAGGUGGCCAUGGAACCCCUUUCCCAAGGCUGCAAGUGCUACGCCUGCACGACACACCACAGGGCCUUCCUCCACCACCUCUUGAACGCCAAGGAGAUGCUCGGCUGGACGCUACUACAGAUUCACAACCACCAGGUGAUGGCCGACUUCUUCGCCGGUAUCCGAGCGACCCUCGCAAAGGGCGCCGCUGAGUUUGAGGAGCAGUCGCAGCGCUUCGUCGCGGCGUACGAAGCGGAGCUGCCGCAGGGCACGGGGACGAGACCGAGGGCGAGAGGCUACCACUUCAAGGGCGAGGCGAAUCCUAGCAGAAUCAACCCGCCAGCUUGGGUUGACUACGCUGCGGACGGUGAGGGCGUCGCAGCCAAGGCAAACGGGGCGGCGGUAGCAGCGGAGGGUACGGAAACGCCGCUUGUGCCCGAUCUGGGUUCGCUGGAACUUGAGGAGAAGGGGUUCGCUGAGGUCGCUGGCAAGAAGUAG